Lizanozyma spartinae is the source of this 1395-nucleotide messenger RNA. It is a transcript of the gene SPS1, whose product is annotated as putative serine/threonine protein kinase. Gene Ontology annotation, biological process: regulation of MAPK cascade; intracellular signal transduction; protein phosphorylation. Gene Ontology annotation, molecular function: protein serine/threonine kinase activity; ATP binding. The record is from RefSeq and is a predicted model, not a curated record. Lineage: Eukaryota; Fungi; Ascomycota; Pichiomycetes; Serinales; Debaryomycetaceae. The transcript has a single exon. Gene Ontology annotation, cellular component: cytoplasm. The coding region runs from base 1 to 1395 and encodes 464 amino acids.
AUGUCGGAAGUCAAGUAUAAGUUUGGAGAAUGUAUUGGUAAAGGUAACUUUGGCGAUGUCUUCAAGGCAACCGAUAAAACAACCAAAAAAGUGUAUGCCAUCAAAGUAAUCAACCUUGAUUGUUCUGAAGACAUGGGGUCGCUAAUCCAAGAGAUCAGGUUUCUUUCACUGUUCCGAUCCCCAUUUAUCACCAGGUAUUGUGAAGCGUUCAUUGAUGACAUUCAAAUGUAUGUUGUUAUGGAAUACUGUGGAAGAGGAUCCUGUUCUGAUUUACUUCGAGUGGUCAAAAGAAUGUCGGAGACUCUGGCGGCAUUUGUGAUUAGAGAAACAUUAAAGGGACUUCAUUAUUUGCAUACUCAACAAAAGGUUCAUAGAGAUAUUAAAGCGGCUAAUAUUUUGGUCACAGACAAUGCAGAAGUGAAAGUUGGUGAUUUUGGAGUUAGUGGAGAAAUUACUGACACUCACAUAAAACGGAAAACUUUUGUGGGGACCCCCUUUUGGAUGGCACCAGAAAUCAUUGCUCGAAAGAAAUAUGGUGGUUAUGAUGAAAGGGUUGAUAUUUGGUCAACAGGUAUUACAACUAUUGAAUUGGUACGAGGCGUACCUCCAUUGCUGGACCAAGAUCCUAUGAAAAUGGUGUUCCAAAUUCCUAAGUGUGAGCCUCCAAUUCUUAAAGGUGACAAAUACUCCCGUUACAUUAAGCUGUUUGUUAAAGAUUGUUUAAAAAUGGAACCUAAGGAUCGACCUACAGCUCAAAGUUUACUUAGACAUCCCUUUAUAAUGAAUGCACUGUUUGUUGAAUUUGCCAAAUUGGUUGAAUCGGUUAAACGUCACCAAACGCGGAACCCCAAGACUCCAAAGGUUCCAAGGUACAAAAUCCCUCUUGAUUGGGUUAAUGAAGAUGACCUUAUACACCACCAAAAACAUGACAAUCCCAAUUGGGAUGACAAAAGGAUUGAAUGGGAUUUUGAAACUCUUAAAUCUUUACGCCAGGGCCCAAUUGGGAAACAAGACUACAUUGACGUGAAAAGCUCAAUUGGCAACGGUAGUAAUAUGCAAAUAGACACCGUGGGGGUUACUCUGGUAGCUCUCAAUUCACUCCGAGGAGCUAUGGCAAAGGCAGCUGCUGUGAAUAAUAAUAUUAACAGUCAUAAUGACAAAACCUCAUUGGUGGAACCCAAAAGUCCCCGCCUUUGUACUGGAGAAGUACUUUAUUUCUGUUUACAAAGGGUUUAUUUGCGUGCUAAGUCAAAGGAAACCAAGCGUACAGUUCUGGAGUUAAUUAAUGUAUUACUUCAGUACGAAGAUUCCAAUCCGGGGUUAAGUGCUGCAAUAGUGGAGGAGAUACUCAAGUUUGGUAAACAAAAUGGUUCUUCAUUAGAAGAUACGAGAUAA